AUGGCACAAAAACCCACGUAUACCGAUCAACAACUGGAGUUGUACCUGAACCGCAUCGGGUACUCCCACUCCGCUCAAUCCGAGAGCAAUCUUCUUCAGCAUCUCCGCCAGAAUAUCGAGAAUGAUGCACUUUCUGCGCUAUGUAAUCUGCAAAGGCGACAUCUCGCGGCCAUUCCAUGGGGCAACUCAGGGCUGCAUUACUCGCAACAUCAUACUAUCUCUCUGAACCCGCAGAGUCUCUUUGAGAAGAUGGUGGAGCGGCAGCUAGAUGGGUACUGCAUGGAGAAUACGGGAAUCUUCUAUAUUGUUUUGCGGUCCCUGGGGUAUCUUGUUUACGCCACUGGAGGUAGAGUCAGUCAUGCUGCGGUGAAGGGAUUGGACAAUGGAUUAUAUUUGUCACUUGGGCACAUGGUUUUAAUUGUGAUCAUUGGAGGAGAGAAGUACAUGGUUGAUGUCGGGUUUGGAAACAGUUGUGCCACUGCUCCACUAUUACUUCAAGAAGGUGCUACUGCUACGGCUAUUGCUCCAUCGGAGAUGCGCAUAGUCAGGGAAAGCAUUGCCGAGUUCACAGAUCCAAGUCAAAAGAUUUGGAUCUACCAAACAAGAUACAACCCUGAGAGCAAGUGGUUGCCACAGAUCUGCUUUUCCGACGUGGAGUUCUUGCCGCAGGAUUUCGGCGUUAUGAACUUCUCCGUCAGCCAGAGCCGAACUAGCUGGUUCACCCAAGUUUUUGUCUGCAUGCGAAUGAUUUUGGAUCAAAGUGGCACAGAGAUCAUUGGCCAGUGCGUUAUGUCAGGUAAAGAAGUCAAGGAGAGAUUGCGAGGGAAAACGGAGACCUUGCAGGUGCUGGAGACUGAAGAGGACCGCGUUAAGGCCCUGGCCAAGUAUUUCGAUAUGCACCUCCGUGAGAGCGAGAUCCAAGGGAUUCGAGGAAUGAUCUCGGAGCUCAAGUAG
Penicillium expansum is the source of this 954-nucleotide messenger RNA. RefSeq names its product arylamine N-acetyltransferase family protein. The coding region runs from base 1 to 954 and encodes 317 amino acids. Gene Ontology annotation, molecular function: acetyltransferase activity. The record is from RefSeq and is a predicted model, not a curated record. The transcript has 3 exons. Lineage: Eukaryota; Fungi; Ascomycota; Eurotiomycetes; Eurotiales; Aspergillaceae.